AUGGUGGCCCUACCCGAAGGUUGUUGCGCGAUCUGCCGGGCUCGAAAUGAUUGCAAGGCGUACACUUGGACGGAUCACAAUACCGGUACCUGCUGGCUCAAGAGUGGGAAGGGAGCCUUUACGACGAAGACUGGAGCGAGGUCAGCUCGAGUCAGCUCGACGUCACCUACGUGCACGUUGGUGAAUAACGUCGACUACAAUGGCAACGACAUCGGCAACUCGCCCAGCGCUGCGGCGACUGGAUGUUGCGAUAUUUGCCGUGGAAGAACGGGGUGCAGGGUGUUCACUUGGUCGAACUAUAACGGAGGCACCUGCUGGCUAAAAUCACAGCAAGGACCCGGAACGACGGUCGCGGGUGCCGUAUCUGGAACCAUCUAA
Molecule: messenger RNA, 378 nt
Organism: Phytophthora infestans T30-4
Lineage: Eukaryota; Oomycota; Peronosporomycetes; Peronosporales; Peronosporaceae
Exons: 2
Coding region: 1-378 (125 amino acids)
Biological process (GO): proteolysis
Cellular component (GO): extracellular region
Molecular function (GO): protein binding
Source: RefSeq, a predicted model, not a curated record